ACAGCGGAACAAGAAGAUGUGCGAGUUUCGUUUCCGAGUGACCUAGUUAGCUUCUGCUAUUAGCAUCAGUUAUUAUUCUUUAUGUCUAACAAUGGGAUUGUCCGUUCUUAAUGUAGCAGCUAGCUUUGUUUGAUACCCAGUCUCUGAUUGUUCAGACAAGAAGCGAAACAAAACAUAGGAGGAUUUCUAUCUUGAAGCUUGGCUAAAGGGGAUAGCCGUUGUUAGCCUCUUUUAUUUAGAUAUUGCGAUUAAAAUGUGUUGUCAAACGAUAGCUGUGUUGUAAAUUCACUGUGUGUGGUUAGGGUUAGCUGGCUAGCUGGUUAUCGAUUGCUGGCUGAUCAACGCUUGGCUAUCUUCGUUAAGCUAGGUUCACUCCUGCAGCUCCCUUGGAUGUUCACUGUGUCAGGAAGUGACUCUCCGGCCCCAUGUCUGCUGAGGCUUCAGUAGGCAGUCAUGCUGCUGACUCGGCCCAGUCUGCUAAUUCCCAGCCUGCCUUCCACAACUCGGAUGAGCUCAGAAAUCGAGGUCUGCUCGGGAGCAAGUAUGUCAAAUUAAAUGUGGGUGGCUCCCUGCAUUAUACAACUGUCCAGACGUUAAGCAAGGAAGACAGUCUGCUGCGGAGCAUAUGCAAUGGAGGAACAGAAGUUUCCAUAGACUCAGAAGGUUGGGUCAUUUUGGAUAGGUGUGGCCGACAUUUUGGACUGGUUCUGAACUUCCUGCGGGACGGCUCAGUCCCACUUCCAGAGGAUCACAAAGAACUGGAUGAGGUUCUGAAGGAGGCGCAGUACUAUCGGGUCCAGGGACUCGCGCAGCUCUGCAUCAGUGCCAUGCAGAAACAAAAGGAUGUUUUUGAAACAGUGUGUCGCAUCCCCAUGAUCACCUCAGCCAAAGAAGAACAGAAAAUAAUGGCUUCGUGUAGAAAGCCGGUAGUCAAAUUGCAGAACAACAGAGGGAACAACAAAUACUCUUACACCAGCAACUCUGAUGAUAACCUGCUGAAGAAUAUUGAACUCUUUGACAAACUGGUGCUCCGGUUUAAUGGCCGCGUCCUGUUUGUCAAAGAUGUGCUUGGGGAUGAGAUCUGCUGCUGGUCUUUCUACGGAGAAGGCCGCAAGAUCGCUGAAGUGUGCUGCACGUCCAUCGUCUAUGCCACAGAGAAGAAGCAGACCAAAGUUGAGUUUCCUGAGGCCCGAAUCUUUGAAGAAACCCUCAAUAUCCUCAUCUAUGAGAAUGGCAGAGGGUCUGGACCAGGGGGGUUGCACCUUUUAGACGCCAGAGGCUCGGGGGCCUCACUGGACGAAGAGGGGGCUACCGGAGGCGAAAGGCGAGUUAGACGGAUCCACGUAAGGAGGCAUAUAAUGCAUGACGAAAGAGGGCCCGGUCAACAAACUGUGUAUAAGGACUAAUAAUGUGAAAGCAUACUGCACGGAAGAGCGACUUCAUGUAUGUUCAUUUAUUUUCUUCUCCAAUGCUAGAAUGAAAGAGACGUCCUUGAUAAUAGCAAUAGCUCAGUAGGUAGAUAUUUCCUUAAAUGUCUUGAGACGUCACUGCACAGACAUGUAGGAGUCGAUGACUGAUGUGGAACAGAAGAGACGUUUUGCUUCUGUUUACAAGAAAACAAAAUGUGUACAUAAUUUAAAUAGGAAAUGUGUAAAUGUACCUGGGAUGUGAAACUGGCAUAAAUAUUUCUUGGCAAAUGUUAAAGGACAUACUAUGCAGGAUUUGUCGGCUAUUUGUAAACACAUAGCAUAAAAGUUGAACAGAGCUAAAAAAAUAAAUAAAAAAUAGUGCAACGGUGGUCGAGUGAGUUAAAGAGUGACGAGUCAAGCAGACCAACCACAGUGGAGAGAGACAGGAAAUCUAGCCUCUACCUUAUUUAUUUUGAAGUCCUGUGCACUGUUUUUGGUUGGGGGCUGGCCACUUCUUCCUAAAGGAAAAUCUAAUAAGAAAAAUAGUUCCAGACACCACCUAAAGUGGAACAUAAAUGAUGAUAGAGAGAUUCUUUGGGUAUGAGUCUAUACAUUGUUGUUAUGGAAAUCCUGCAUAGUAUACCUUUCUUAAGGAACCUCCUGCGAGUAACUGAAUGGGCCUAAAAACCCGACUCUCACCUCACCUGUGGGUGUUAAUAAUGUGCACUGGCACCCUCCUUUGUGUUUGGCUUAUAGGAAUUACUGUAAGUCAGUUUAUUCAGGUUGUGAAACAUCUUUCAUUCGUUGGACUGAUAUGCAGCCUGACAGCGAUGAUAUUCUAACACUGGAAUAAAACUGAGUAGCCAUUUUUAGGGAGGUUGUCUAUAAAUGAGAUUGUUGAGCAGCUCCAUUUUCUUUAUUUAAAUUAUUACUGCUGUUGCUUCAAGAUGUUUUAUUAAUUUAUGAACCUAAUUUAUUGUUUGGUAUUUAACUUUUUGUAUUGUAUGCAAUCUUUGUGUUAACUAGUGCUGAAGUGAGUUUAAUUUUUGAAAUGAUACAAUGCACUCGAUAGCACACACCAGAUUUUGAAUUGACACCUGUAAAUGACUAAUGUUUCAAGAAGAACCGUGACCAUUUCCUUGAGAACUCAUUUUGUUCUGAGCCAAGACCUUUCACUUUAUGUCUUAUACCAAACCACUGAAAUUUGCUCAAAAUAAUUGGCCAUAGAGUGAUGAUAAAUGCAAUUAUUACUGGGUUGUAUUUGAAUUUAACCUUCAUGGAGGUGAUACAUAUUUAAUUUCUGAUAUCCACCAGUAUCUUGUGCACACCUAAUCACCCUGAAAACAAAACAUUGAAUGAGAGCAAUAUAUAUCUCUCUUAAUAAAGUACCCUAAGAAUACCCUAAAAUAUGCACUAAUAUGACUUCCGUCCUAUAGUGGUCAUGAGAAUGUUCUGAAUAAAUUAUUUGUGAAAUCCA
This is a messenger RNA of Notothenia coriiceps (black rockcod), 2886 nucleotides long. RefSeq names its product potassium channel tetramerization domain containing 13 (gene kctd13). Gene Ontology annotation, cellular component: Cul3-RING ubiquitin ligase complex. Gene Ontology annotation, molecular function: ubiquitin-protein transferase activity; protein binding. The record is from RefSeq and is a predicted model, not a curated record. Lineage: Eukaryota; Metazoa; Chordata; Actinopteri; Perciformes; Nototheniidae. Bases 426 to 1406 code for a protein of 326 amino acids. Gene Ontology annotation, biological process: negative regulation of Rho protein signal transduction; proteasome-mediated ubiquitin-dependent protein catabolic process; protein ubiquitination. The transcript is spliced from 7 exons.